Molecule: messenger RNA, 1272 nt
Organism: Thamnophis sirtalis
Lineage: Eukaryota; Metazoa; Chordata; Lepidosauria; Squamata; Natricidae
Source: RefSeq, a predicted model, not a curated record
GGGACCGCUACAUCGUGGCCGAUUGUGGCGGGGGAACCGUGGAUCUGACCGUCCAUCAGAUCGAACAGCCCCAGGGCACCUUGAAAGAGCUCUACAAGGCGUCAGGUGAGGCUGGUGGGGAGGGGCUCUUGGGGGUGCACACUGAUCUACAGAUAUCCUCGAGAACAGCUCCGACGCUCCAGGCACAGCCGGACCUUCCUGAUCGAGUCCGGGACGACCUCAUGAAGAAGCCCGAGGUGAAAGACAUCAAAUUCUUCUUCCUGGUGGGCGGAUUUGCCGGGUCGGCCAUUUUGCAGCACGCCGUCCAAUCUGCCUUCAGCAGCUCCUGCCGAGUCAUCAUCCCUCAAGAUGUGGGGCUGACCAUCCUCAAAGGGGCUGUGCUCUUUGGCCUGGACCCCACCAUCGUCCGGGUGAGGCGUUCGCCCUUGACCUACGGCGUCGGGGUCCUGAACAAGUUCGUGGAAGGGAAACACCCCAAGGAGAAGUUGCUGGUUAAGGAAGGGAAGAACUGGUGCACCGACAUCUUCGAGAAGUUUGUCUCGGUGGACCAGUCGGUGGCCUUGGGCGAAGUGGUGCAGAGGAGCUACUGCCCAGCCCGGGUGGGUCAACGCAAGAUCAUCAUCAACAUCUACUGUUGCGCCACGGAUGAUGCGGUCUACAUCACCGAUCCGGGGGUGAGGAAGUGCGGCACCAUCAGCCUGGAAUUGGAGGAACUGGGCGAGCCCGGCUCGCCCAAGAAAAGCCGGCGGGAGAUCAGGGCCAGCAUGCAGUUUGGCGAUACGGAGAUCAAGGUGGCCGCCAUGGACGUGUGGACCUCCAAGACCGUGCGGGCGUCCAUCGACUUCCUCUCCAACUGAGGUCCAGAAGUGGAGAGGACUCUGGACUGGCAGAAGAUCAGAAGUUGGGAGACACCGUUCCUCAGUGUUGCGAGCCGCCGUUUGGUGACUCAAGAUUUAUGGAUUCAGCCCAAUCCGUUGGCCAAUUUUUGGGGUGGGUGGGUGGAUUUAGGUUACGAACCUGCCAAAAACAGCAAGGUGGAACUUCUCAUGGCCAACGGGCUGGUGGGGUGGGAUAACUGUUGGGAUGCACUGGGUCAAAAGUGGGGAAGCGCAGGCAAUUGUGGCCUUGGAAGGGUAACUUCUAAAGCUCUUGAGAUCUGAGAACAUCUCCCGUUUCUUCAAUGGUCAUCUUGGACCAGAGGUCUUUGGCUUCCCAAAAAAACCAGUUAUGGGUUCUGGAGUCCUAACUUGUCUAUAAAAAUGGAUAUUUGGA